This is a messenger RNA of Portunus trituberculatus (swimming crab), 3080 nucleotides long. RefSeq lists its product as uncharacterized. Bases 16 to 2964 code for a protein of 982 amino acids. Gene Ontology annotation, biological process: lipid metabolic process. Lineage: Eukaryota; Metazoa; Arthropoda; Malacostraca; Decapoda; Portunidae. The transcript is spliced from 21 exons. The record is from RefSeq and is a predicted model, not a curated record.
AUGUAAUACUUCGUAAUGCAACACAACGUAACAACACAACAUGGGCAAAUUUGUGCUAAGGGCGGUGAUGGUGGCUACGGUGCUGGCAGGAAGCCUGGCGCUGGUCCACCCUACCAGAAAGAACCUCAAGGUCCUCGCCGACAGAAUACACCUGGAAAAGGCGAUGAGAGAGGAGAGGUCCGUCCACUGGGGAAUGAAUCUAACGACGCAAGAUUCCUUCCUCUUCAGACUGAGAUCAUCGAGGCCAUGGGCUAUCCAACGGAGAUCCACCACGUCACCACAGCAGACGGCUACAUCCUGGAGCUGCAUCGCAUCCCGCAUGGCAUCAACAGCACGGGUGGAGACAGACCCGUGGCGCUGCUACAACACUGCCUCCUCUGCUCCUCUGCUGACUAUAUCAUGAAUACUCCCGACCAGGCUCUGGCCUAUGUGCUGGCGGAUGCAGGCUAUGAUGUAUGGUUGCCAAACUUCCGAGGGAACACGUACUCAACCAACCACGUGGAACUGGAUCCUGCAAACAUUAAGUUCUGGGGGUUUAGCUGGGAUGACAUGGCGAAAAAUGACGUGCCCAACAGCAUCGACUACAUCUUGGCAACAACAGGACGCGAAGAUCUCUACUAUGUGGGCUGGAGCAUGGGAACUACAGCCUUCUGGGCAAUGAUGAGCGAGCUGCCAGAGUACAAUAACAAGGUUCGAGCAAUGGCGGCCUUGGCUCCUGUGGCAUACCUGAACUAUGCCCAUGGUCCCCUCGUGGAGCUGGCACCAUACUCUGGCGAUAUGGAUCGAGAUCACAACCAUGGCAAGUUCCAGAAGUACGACUACGGUCUGCUGGGUAACCUAAACCAUUACGGCCAGAACACGCCGCCGCUAUACAAUCUGAGUGCUGUGACCGCGCCUGUCGGACUCUUCUGGGGGCAGACCGACUGGAUCGCGGCGCCUGAGGACGUGGCACGCCUUGCUGACGAACUCCCAAAUGUGGUGCUCAGUCACAGGGUAGAUAAGAAUGAAUUCAACCACCUCGACUUUGGCUGGAUGGCCAAGGCAGCAGCAGCAGCAGCAGCAGCGUGGUGCCUCGUGUUAAUGGCGGCACUGGUGGCAGCGGAGGCAGACCCCGGUUACCAUAACAGAGGAAGGCUUUACUAUAAACGGCCUUAUUACAAGCGCCCCAGUUUUUACAGCCAGAGGCGACCGUACGGCAGUGUGAGUCACGGAUCUGUGCAUUCUGGGGCUUUUGGCAGCCACUCCUCUCUCGACCACGCCUCUGUCGGGCACCUCGGCGGACAGCCCGAAAUCCACACCUCUGUGGGGCAUGACAGCCACGUUGCCACCGACCACGCCUCUAUCGGACACCUCGGCGGGCAGCCCGACAUCCACACUUCUGUGGGGCAUGACAGCCACGUUGCCACCGACCACGGCUCUGUCGGGCAUGGUAGCCACGAUACCAUCAGCCACGCCUCCAGUGGGCCAGACCUGGUGAGCACCGUGGACCUGCGCUCCCAGCCCAGUCACUCCACCGAUGACUUGUUCCCGGGCCUGCAACAUCACCUGUGCUUCCCACGGAUCAUGGACGACUGUUUACAUAACAUAUCCUUAUCUCGUAUUUUUUCUUUCCUUGCUUCUUCGUACCCUUCCAAACACGUGAGUAAAUAUAUGUCAAAUAUUAUGACCGUCAUACUGCAUUUACCUGACACACGCAACACAGGCAGGAGGAUGUUUGGUGCAGCACUCAAGGCGGCGGUGGUGGUGGUGUCGCUGACGAUGGUCCUGGCCCUCCCGCCGAAAGGAGAGCUGAAGGAUAUCGUCGAUAAACUUCUCAGAGAGAAGACAAUGAUGAGAGAGAGAUCCACUCACUGGGGAAUGAACAUGACCACGACCGAAAUCAUUGAGGCCAUGGGCUAUCCCACGGAGAUUCACCACAUCACCACCACCGACGGCUACAUCCUGGAGCUGCACCGCCUCCCGCACGGCAUCAACCACACCAGCGGCGACAGGCCCGUGGUGUUGCUGCAGCACUGUUUUCUCUGUUCCUCGGCGGAUUACGUUAUGAACACCCCUGACGAGGCUCUGGCCUACGUGCUGGCCGACGCGGGAUACGAUGUGUGGAUGCCCAACUUCCGUGGCAAUACCUAUUCCAGGAGCCACGUGAAUCUGGACCCAGCUAAUGUUAACUUCUGGAACUGGAACUGGGACCACAUGGCUGUGAAUGACGUGCCCAAUAGCAUUGAUUACAUCCUGGCCACGACGGGGCGCGAGGAUCUCUACUACGCCGGCUGGAGCAUGGGCACUACAGUCUUCUGGGCAAUGAUGAGCGAGCUGCCUGAGUACAACAACAAGGUCCGUGGCAUGGCAGCCCUGGCUCCCGUGGCCUACAUGGACUACUCCCAGGGGCCCAUUGUCGAACUGGCACCUUACUCAGGAGAGCUGGAUACCAUCGCCUCCCUUCUCGGUAUUGGCGAGCUCUUCCCAAGCGCCGAGUACAUGGAUUACCUCGCUGAAACAUUCUGUGACAGCAACUCCACCUAUGCUGAUGUCUGCUACAACUUUAUAUUCCUGAUCGCCGGACCCGACUCUGAGGAACUUAACGAGGAAUUCCUUCCGGUCAUCCUGUCGCACACCCCUGCCGGCUCCUCUAUGCACACCAUCAAUCAUUUCGCCCAAAUUGUUCUCUCAGGAAAGUUCCAGAAAUACGACUACGGUCUGCUGGGUAACCUGAACCACUAUGGCCAGAGCACGCCGCCGCUAUACAACCUGAGUGCCGUGACUACACCUGUCGGCCUCUUCUGGGGGCAGACUGACUGGGUGGCUGCGCCCGGGGACGUGGCGCGCCUUGCUACUGAGCUUCCCAAUGUAGCGGUGAACCACAGAGUAAACAAGGAUCAAUUCAACCACCUCGACUUUGGCUGGUCCAUUCACCCCAAAGAAUACGUUUACCAGCACGUCUUGGAUUUCUUCGCCAAGUUCUAAAUCGCCGUUGUGAGCGUGCCAGGAUCGGACUACCACGCAGCCAGGCGGAGAGGAACAACAGCGACAACGUUGCAAAGUGGCAGCGCGGAAAGCAUAGGAAUAAAGACUUUAUUGUU